This is a messenger RNA of Musa acuminata AAA Group (dessert banana), 2414 nucleotides long. RefSeq lists its product as uncharacterized. Lineage: Eukaryota; Viridiplantae; Streptophyta; Magnoliopsida; Zingiberales; Musaceae. Gene Ontology annotation, cellular component: kinetochore. The coding region runs from base 223 to 2058 and encodes 611 amino acids. Gene Ontology annotation, biological process: kinetochore assembly; spindle attachment to meiosis I kinetochore; attachment of mitotic spindle microtubules to kinetochore. The transcript is spliced from 12 exons. The record is from RefSeq and is a predicted model, not a curated record. Gene Ontology annotation, molecular function: centromeric DNA binding.
UUCACUUCCGCUCUCCCGAAUUCCGAUGGCCAUUUCUCCAGUCGUCUACCUCUCUUCUUCGUCGGUUUAGCUACCGAGGGCUUCUCAACUCCACUAAACCGCCGUAAUUCGUGGCGGUUGGCCAUCGGGAGCGCGAGUUCGAGGAGCUCUUCACGGACGUGUCUUCCCUUGGUUCUCUCCUCACUCAGAGAUCAGGAGUCGCGCUUCAUGUAGAACCCCUUCAUGGAGUUGAUCGAAGCUGUUCUUGACUCCAUGGUUCUGAAUUGCUCCAAGGAGGUCGUGGAGCAGGCACAGGCUAUUAACAAGAGUUGUUCGAUUCAGGAUGGGGACAAGACUAUUCCUGCAGAUGCCACAUAUCAGCCUCUUGGAAGAAGGCCAGCGCUGGGCCGGAAACGGGCUAUGUUUCGUUUGAAACCUCUCUCUGGCAACCCUGUCCCAGAUUUUGAUUUGAAUUCUCAACUAGAUCAUAUAGAUGAUCCGGAGGAGUACUAUUUUGCCUUUGAGCAGCUUGAGAAUGCGGACAAAGAGCUAAAGAAACUAAGGGGUGAGGUUGCUACUGAAGCUGCAAAGAAUCAGCGAGCCACUGGUCGCAGACGUCGUCCUGGAAUUCUGGGGAAGACAGUUAGCUAUAAACCUCAUGUGUCUGCUAUUGAUACUAUCAAAGCUUUUAAUGCAUCAAAAGAAGACAGUGACGGAAGGAAUGCUAUUUCUUACAAGGUUUCAACCAGAACUAAGUCAAAUGAAAAUCUGCAUCCUGAUUCAUUUGAUCAACCUUACAAUUUAUAUUUGACAGAAACAAAUAAUGGACUAUUUGUUGGCAUUGAACAAGAAGAUUCUGUAGCUGAUGAGGAGAACGAUGUAAACAAUAUUCUAGAGAAGUUGUUUUCAUUUGAAGCUUUGGAUGAAGGUGAAGGGACAGCACUGCUGACGGAGAGCUUGCAGAUUAAGUCAAUGGAGGUGGGAAAAACGCAUAUCCCUGAAUGGUAUACUGUCCAAAGAAAUGACUUUAGGACUAUGGACAAUAGAGUUAUGCUAAAGAAAUUGGAAGUACACCAACUUACACAAACUUCACCAAACCUAGCAAGAGGUCCGCUUGCAGUGAUUGCAGACUUGCAACGGCGUAUUUCACUUAAUGAUCCCCUGAAAGAUCCAUACAUGAUCUCUCCAAGUGAGGAUUCACCAUAUUCUCAAGUUCCUUGUCCAACUAGCUGCCAAAAGAAAAAGACUCUUCCACCUCCUGAUGAUUUCAAUAAUACUGAUCAGAAUGGUUUGCUUGCUAGACAUGCUUCUGUUUCAGCAAAGACAUAUGACAAGAAAUCAAGUUUGGUUGCUAAAUUGGUGAUUCCAGUUAUUGAAGCAGAUAAAACCAUCAAUGAUAAGAUUGAAAUAGACAAAAAGGACAAUCAUAUCCAACUUGAUCCAUCAUGUGAACAUCCUGAUCAUGAAGCUGAGGAUCCAGCUCCUAGUUGCACCAAUCACAAGAACAGAAAAGGAUUGGUUACAGCUGAAGACCAUGUGAUUUCUCAAAGUAUUACUAAUGUAAAUGAAGGUGGUGCUGAUGAGAAUAUGCAAAAUCAGGUAAAAGUUCUAGCACCAGAUGUUCUGGUCGUUGGUCCAGAGGCAUCCAGAGAAAAUUCAAUUCCCUGGACAACAGUUCUUCCUCCGAGUGAGCAAUCUAAAGAUGAACACAUAAUAACAGGAGCGGACACUGAGACACGAGGACAUAAUGCGUCUUCUGCAACAUCCCAAAAUAAUGGAAAGAAACAAAAAGCAUUGCCAAGUAGAAAAAACAAGCGAAAACUUGUUUCAAGAAGACAAAGUCUUGCAGAUGCUGGUAUGAUGUGGAAAUCCGGUGUAAGGCGAAGCACAAGAAUUAAGUCGAGACCCUUACAAUAUUGGCGUGGUGAGAGAUUUUUAUAUGGGCGCAUACAUGAUAGCUUGACAACAGUUAUUGGGUUGAAGUAUACAGGUGAAGAUGGUAAAGAUGCUGAGCUGAAGGUGAAGUCAUUUGUCUCUGAGGAAUAUUCACAUCUUGUUGCCCAAGCAGCACUGCAUUGACCUCCCAGACUUAUUUACUCAUCUCUGCCUUUGCUUGCUCUCAUUUUAUGUGAUGUUAGUAUCCAAUUUUUCAUUUGGAUACUGCAUGAUCAUUUGGACUUGUGUCAGAAAGCCCACCGGUGACUCAAGUUUGCACUCAAAAGGUCUGAACGAGAGGAUUUCCUGACUCUGCAAAGUUGUCUUUGUGAAAUAUGAAAGCCUACUUGAUAUCCUCGUCUUCUGUUCGACGGGCUUGACAAAAUCCUGAAGGAUGGUUAGGUACAUACAACCAGAGAUGUAUAUAAAUGCGUGCAUCUUAAUGUUUCUGUUCCAUAUUUCAUCAAUUUAAAUAGGAUUCAGUGGGUGUUUAUCUGGAA